Molecule: messenger RNA, 2976 nt
Organism: Gadus macrocephalus (Pacific cod)
Lineage: Eukaryota; Metazoa; Chordata; Actinopteri; Gadiformes; Gadidae
Gene: sertad4
Product: SERTA domain containing 4
Exons: 4
Coding region: 923-1372 (149 amino acids)
Source: RefSeq, a predicted model, not a curated record
GAGAAGGUGAGAGAGAUCCCAUUACAACAACAUCAACCACACGUGUGCAGUUCAACAUGGUCUCAAUUCCCUCUGGUCUGGACUAGUGAGUCUACUAUUCAUAACACACUGCAGCUCGCUAUUUGAGACAUUACAGCAUCCUCAGAAGAACCGUGGAACAAAUAAGACUCCGAUAAAACCCUUUCCCCUGGGAACUAAACACACCGAGCGUGCCCUGGUUGACGAGGUGGAUCAUUAAAUCGAUGCUCGCGUCUCUCUUCAGCGACGCGUCCUCCGUCCGGUGGGCGGGGCUAAAUGAUGCAAGGAGAAGAACAUCAAAGAAGAAUGGAUGAGACGAGGCGGGCGCGUCACCAUUGCUUAGUGACACUCCUAGCAACAGGAAACAGCUGCUUCAGGGGGUCGACCAAUAAGGUGGCGCGGAUGUCCGUGUUGUUUCUUGUUGCUCUGAAAGGGAUAUUUUAAGAGCCUGGGAGUAGUGAGGGUCUGCCUCAGAGUUGUUGUUUGUUGCUGCGGAGAGCCGUAGGAGUGACAGCUGCAUCUCUGGGUUCCCUCUGCGUGGGGGUGGAUCGGUGCAGACGGUAAAUGACGCUAUUGAAAAAAACCCGCGUGCACCAUCAGGACCUGAACGCUCAGAGAGUACCGUGCAUCCUCCCUGGAUAUUAAGAAGGAGCCCGAGGGACCGCCGGGCCCCCCACGCGCUGACACCCUGGUCACAUCGUCCACGCACGGCCCUGCCCCGCCCCCUGCCGCAGGUGACGUCCAACGGGUGUGACGUGGAUACCUCUUUAUACCCCUAGAGAUCCCCUUCCCUCCGAGAGAGACCCCCCCCCCCUCUACGACGUCGAAGAUUGCCUACUUCAAGAGGAAGUAUGCGCAGGAAGAGGACCUCCACGGACGCCUGCACGGCUACCUUCAGAAACACAUGAUCCUCCAGGAGGAGCGCAGCUGCAUCCUGAAGCUGUCGCUGGACAAGCUGCGUUUCCUUGACGACCCCGAGGCGUACCUGCGACGCUCCGUCCUCAUCAACAACCUGCUGAGGAAGAUCCACCACCAGGAGGAGGUGCUGGGGGAGGAGGAGGAGGAGGAGGAGGAAGAGGAGGAGGAGGAGGAGGAGGAGGUGGUGGCGGUAGCGAGGAGGCGAGGACCACCCGGGCUGCAGUCGGCGUACCCGGACAGGAAGCGCGUGAAGCUAAUGGUGAGCGACCGCUGUCCGUCGUCGCUAGGUCUUAGGGAGCUACCGCAUCGCUACCACCUCCUGCCAACAGGCUACCCAGCAUGCACCUGCCUCUGCCGCCUGGACGCCUGCCCCGGUGGGGGGGCCGAGCGCGGCACACGGCAGUACCUGCUUUACAAGAUGGACGACAACGGGUGACAGUUGGCCGCGACCGGUCGAAACGAGUUACCGUGAACGCUAAAGAGGGUUUGGGAGAAGCUGUGUGGUAUCUGUCGUGUUGACCCGGGCUCAGAACCUACCCAACCACGAAUACCCUGGAUCAACCGUCCACUGAAAGGCAUAUUUUUUUUUUUUUUCUAAGACGGUGUAGCUGUUUUCUCUACAUGCUCGAUAACAAGACUGCCACUUCUUGCUAUGCUAAUGCUAGCAAGCGGCUCAACACUGGUCAAGAAAGCUAACGUUGCAGUUGAAUAUUCGCCGAGCACCGAAGCUAAGUGGUAGAAGCUAAAAGUUGGACGGUUUCUCCAACCCUUAAAGGAAACUUAAUCACAGCUUAAACUGCCUUUUAAUGUGAGAUUGUUCACGCAGGACUGGGUGUGUGGUUGUAGAUUUUUGUGCUAAAUGUUGCUCAUUGCUAACCGUGAGCUCAUUCAGGGAAUACAAAGUGUGGGCUACUUUCCAUGCACCUCGAUUUUCGUUAAGAGGUCUGCGUUUUUGUUGUACCUUCAUGAUUAUUUCUCUUGAACUUUAAGCUAUUUAAGUAAUGAUUACUAAUUGUAAUUCAUUGGUAAUUAUGUUUCGUUCAUGGUAUGUGUGAACUGUCGUGUUACCUUGAUCCGGUUAAACAUAUUAAUUUGCAGGUAUGCAGCGUGUUCUCUGUCGUUAGCGUUCAAUUCCCCGCCAAGCUGGCUUCACCUUUAUCACGCAUAGCGUUGCUGCCCCCUGCUGGGCGAACCUGGAGAAAUCUAGAACAGAGUUAUUCAAUUACCAGGUGAAUUGGCUCAGCCAUUUAAACAUGGGUCUUUUUUGCGGCGUGUCAUUCUCUGUCUGAGCAUUUUGAAUAAAUGUUAGCUUUUUGUAAAGACAGUUUGUAGCUUAUAUUGUCUGCUACGUUGCCAUCCAACCACUAGAGGUCGGCCUUGUGCCAGACUGAGCCCGUCGAGGGACCGCUGGCAGCCAACCCCCCAUCAAGGCCAUGGGAGCCGGCCUUCAUCACAGUCGCCUCAUCCUCCUGCUACGGCCUUCAUCACAGUCUCUUCACCCUCCUAGUACGGUCUUCAUUAGUCUCUACACCCUCCUCUAUAUCGGUUAUCCUGCUAGGUUUUAUUUGGGAUUCAACAUUUUUUACCACCUUGUCGUUUUGAACCAUAACCACCUCAGACGCCCUCGAUGGUUGAUCAUCACGUGGCACGUGCAUUUAAACCAACGGUGGCUGCGACCCUGCGUCUAUGAAGGAGUAUGUCUUGCGGUACCGUAUAAUGUUGAUUUUCUAUGUUUUUUUUAUGUGACCUAAUAUGUUCUGCAUAAUGAAUUAACCAUAUCGCCAGCUGCCAUGUCUGUCUGUAUGACCGAUUUUUUCUUUGGUCAAAAACGUGCAUCUUGAUAACAAUCACUAUUGGAAAAACGAAGGAACUAUUUCAGUUAGAACUCUGCCCCCGAAAAAAAAAUCGAUAUUUUACCACGAUAAUUUAUAUUUUAUUGAAAUGCACACUACAUAAAAAAAGAAGCUAUUUUGACAAAGCAUUGUUUUAAUUAUUUUCAAAUUGUUGGUUAUUAAAUAAAAAAAAUACCCACAUUAGUAA